AUGGCUAUUAUUCUGAGCUCAAGCCCCCGUGCCACCGCAUCUGCACAGACGGAAGCCACCUCAGGGCCCAUCGUUACUGGACCGCACCGUAUUGCUGAAGAACAACACAAGCGGAAUAAAUCCACCUCUAUGACUAAUGAUACUAUAGUUGUCGUUCCUAUCGCGAGCCACACUCAGGCUCAACCUGACCAUCCCAUGCCUUCCGUCAAAAUAAUUGCUGGCCACUCGGGACCUGUAGGAGAGUCCACAGACGUCAGGAGCUAUGCUCGAUUACCACGAAGGAUUUCUACUGUUACCACCGCCGAUGUCACCACCACCGGUCCUCCCCAGGGCGAGGAACAACCACAAAGUAGCGACGUGAGCCAUGUCCUGGAGGCUGAGACGAAGUGCAUUUGGCCGGGGACAAAUCUGGCAGGUGUAACUGUGCUCCCGGUGGAGACACUGUGCCAGAUCUUCUCAGUUACUAUUGACGAGGCGAGGGAAAGGGUCUGGCCGCUUGCGCCGGAUCCUCGGUUCUAUGACAGUAUCCAGACGCUGAUGGCAGUUUCUAAGUCCUGGAGAAACAUGAUACUCGGUAGUCCCACCCUCUGGAGUACGGUACUACUCGAUGGUAUCAAACCCAGCGCAGUGGCGCUUAUCAUUAGCCGCAGCGGAAAGUCUACACCACUUUCCGUACAAGGUAAAUUUAUCGAUGGAGACGGAAAUGAGGAUGCCAACAGCAGGAAGCUCAAGCUGGUUCUGCGGGAGUCGCACAGAAUACGCAAGUUGUACCUGGAAGUGUCAGACAAAUAUCUCAGGAUGCUGGGCAGCGGAAAAGGGAUGCCGAAGCUAGAAGAACUCACCUUAACAAGGACUCUCUCGCGCAGCCUAGCAGUCAGCAGAAAGCUACCUAGCCUGAGGGCCCUCAGGAGUCCUCGCCUGCAGAACAUCGCCCUGUACGAUGUUCCAUUCAGGGCCUACCAGGUCCUCUUAUCUGGCAACGUCCAGGAUCUCACUCUGAUUACUGAUAUUACGCCGCUAUUGUCAACGGAUGAUAUCUUGUCAUCUCUUCGCUCUGUCCCCAACCUGAGGUCCUUGACGAUGCUGGCGGCCGUGAAGAGCAAGGAAGUCCGAUGGCCCCAACCGGUGGUUUUGCCUAAACUCGAGGAGUUGGAGAUCGAACCCAACGAAGUCGUGGACGUCAAGUUUCUUGACUAUAUAGGAGCGCCGAAGUUGACUUCUGUCAACUGUCACAUCCUGUCGCCUUUCUCAAGUGACGACACAGAGGUUGCGAAAAUCACAGAUCUACUGGCACCCCUGGUGAACCAGAUAGCUCGUUACCGCGACUUUCGCCGUUGCGAGAUCAGGAAGCCUGACGAGUACAACAUGGGUGUUGAACUGAUCAAUCCAAGAGCAGUGUCGAAUCCGACGAUGAAGAAAGAAGGUCUCUACUUCAGCGUCGAUCAUCUCGAACAGGCAAAGAUUCUGGGUGUGCUCACCUCCUUUGACGGUUCUCUGAAUAGGGUCACGGACCUAAUGAUACGAGAAGGGGCUUCUCCACCAGAAGCUACGGAUGCUUGGCACAAUCUCUUGAAUCUCAUGGCUGAGGUGCGGACGCUCCACAUACACGGAAGGGAUCUCGCAGCCAUACCAUCAGGAUUUAUUCACAACGAAGAGGGCGCUCCCCGUCGCAUCCUUCCGGUGGUGGAAUCGAUAACCGUCGAAGGAGUAAGCAAGAUGGAAGGAUCCAUCAAUCACCUGUUGAGAUUAUUCCAGCAUCGCGGAAACGCGAAACAUAGGAUUAAUUUACGCAUUGUGAAUGCGAUUGACAUUGCUCAGAGUGACGUCGAUUCCUUGGACACCUUGGUUGAGAAUGUUUACUGGGAUGGAGUGGUAUCUGGAAGUGGAGGGGAUGUGAACGGCAGGAACUCGGAUGAGGAAAAUGACAAUGUCGAAGGAUGA
This is a messenger RNA of Gloeophyllum trabeum ATCC 11539, 1941 nucleotides long. RefSeq lists its product as uncharacterized. The transcript is spliced from 2 exons. Bases 1 to 1941 code for a protein of 646 amino acids. NCBI's taxonomy places the organism in Eukaryota, Fungi, Basidiomycota, Agaricomycetes, Gloeophyllales, Gloeophyllaceae. The record is from RefSeq and is a predicted model, not a curated record.